Molecule: messenger RNA, 201 nt
Organism: Clunio marinus
Lineage: Eukaryota; Metazoa; Arthropoda; Insecta; Diptera; Chironomidae
Source: the annotation of a GenBank genome assembly
AUGGAUUCUAUUCCAGAAAUAUCUUUAUUUAUUAUAAAACACACCGUAGCAGUGAAAUUUUACAUACUUGAAGCGUUUAAAGCUAUACAAGCAGCUGCUUAUGUUAAAUUUUCUACAACAUAUAAAUUUUCUUUAACAACAACUCUGUUGGGUUAUGAAUAUGUUUUCGGCGGAAGAACUGCCACUUUAUUUACAUCUUGA